Messenger RNA from Helicoverpa armigera (cotton bollworm), 1398 nucleotides. RefSeq lists its product as uncharacterized. The transcript is spliced from 6 exons. The record is from RefSeq and is a predicted model, not a curated record. Lineage: Eukaryota; Metazoa; Arthropoda; Insecta; Lepidoptera; Noctuidae. The coding region runs from base 86 to 883 and encodes 265 amino acids.
UACUUAGGUACUCAGUUACUUUUCAAAUUUCAUUCGUGUUGGAUAUCAAAACCGCAUUACUCGACAUUAACUUCUGUUCUAAACCAUGAAAUUCAUCACUUUUGUGGCUAUAAUGUCUUGGUUUGUGAUGACAAUAGAAAUGUCGACAGUUAACAGAAAUUUUAACAUACAUAAAGCGGCUUAUUGGGGAGAUUUCCUUUUUGACUUCCCAUAUAAAGUUCAUUAUGGCGAAAAUGAAACAUUACAUAUGUUUGUGACGAUUACCUAUAUGCUUUACGACUCGCCCAGAAUGACACUACAUAUUAAAGCAGGUGAUAACGAAGGUGAAUUCGGAAUAGAUACAAACGUAGAUACAGAAAAUGUAUUUAGUAUCAAAGGAAAACUGAUAGACAAUACAACUAAAGUAGACAUAUCUUUGAGAUUUGAUAAAAAAAAGUAUUGUAUUUGGCGAUUAUUUGAUGGAACCAGAUCUAUAAGAAGAGACGAACCCGCGGAAAAUAGACUUAAUAUUUGUACAGAAACUCAACCCUGCUCAGCUGACAUAAUACUUGAUGACGAAUGUACAUGGGCGAACGAUAAAUUUGGUAUAGUGACGGACAAUAGUACGAUGACGAACAAUAGUACGAUGAUGGUCAAUAGUACAAUGACGAACAAUACUACGGUGAAAACAGGAGUACUGUCAGGUGUGGCGCUCAUCGUCACAAUAAUUGUAAUCGUAGUCAUAGCUACGAUAAUCAACAAACGGAAAACACCACAAACACAAGUGCCCACACCUGCUACUCCACCUGAACCUUUCUACUUGAAUAAUCUAAAUCUGUUCCGAAAGGAAUGUGAUCGAACAAUCGAAGCAUUGGAGGAGCAUCAAUAUGAGGAGAUUCACUAAGUCUCUCAAACGUGAACUAACCACAAUAAUUACUAUCAAUCUUGAUUUGAUUCUUUGUACUCGUCUUAUAUAUACGUAGUUUUAUUUUAUAUCAUUAAUGGACACACUCAGAGACAUUUAAUGGUUACUUAAGCUGUUCCUUAGUGCAAAAUUUCUAUGAGAACCUGUCACUAAAGAGUGACUUAAGUAGGUAAUCAUUAAAUGUCUCCGAGUGCGGGGGUAAGAAAUUAGUUUUACGUAGUUUAUAUUGUGUACGUACAUAUAUACACGUACGCACGUUCACUGCAGACCAAAAAGUCGGCUGACAAUCGGCCCGAGAAUUGGAUUUUUUUCUUCUGAAAAUCGUGAAUUCAAUCGAAAUUGUUAGUUGAUACCAGCCGAAAACCUGAUGUUGCUAUGUGCUACCUAUUAAUAUUUAUUAAUUUCCAUACUGGUUUAUGAGCUCGAGCGAGCGAAACGGUCGGCCGACUAAAAGUUUGUGGUGUACUCUAAUGGUCUCUGCACACAGCGGGCGC